CUCCAGUUAUUAAUAUGGCUCUUUGGUUUUUGUCUCUAUUCUCUUUGGUUUUUCCGAUUACGAGAUUUUAAUGUUCAUACUCGAAUUUCAGAUUCAUUCCUUGAAGCUCUUGCUCAUCUUUUCUCUAAACAUUAUUUUCUUUUCAUUCUCUCUAUCUUUUUGUUGCUUUAUCAUUUGUAGCAGCUCACAUCAAUGGAAAUUAAAUAAAGCAGGAAAGCAGAAGAAGGCUUUCCCACUUUUCUCUUUACAGAAACCCCAAGCCCAAGCUUCCCGAAAUUCUGAGCACUAUCGGUUACAUUUAAAUAUACAAGCAAUCUGUAUCUGAAGAUUUGAAGGGUAAAACGUUUGUUGUUCUCACAGGGAUCGGAGAAAGAAUCAGUUCCUCAUUCCAGCUCUCCUCUGUUACCAAUUCUGUAAAAACUUUUGUUUUCUGGGAAAGUUUAGGUUUGGUUGGGGGAUCUUACCAGAGAUUGUGAGAUUGUUUUGUCUGGUGUGGGUUUCAAUUUGUUAAUUGCAAAGUUUUGUGAGCUGAAUUUUGUGUGAUUUUGAAAAGGUGAGUCUUUUUCAGAUUCCUCAAGGGUGGGGGGGUGGCUAUAGUAAGAUAGAGUAUUCUGAUUCCUUUAACCAAAUGGGCUCUUGAUUUAACACUGAUAUUGCCAUUGUUAAACCUCCACCUCUCCACAUUUCCUCUGCUUCUUCUCAACAUAUUCUUAUCGAUGAAAAAUCUCAAAUUCUUCAUCUUCUUCAACUCCUGAGAAUAUAAUUUUCCUGGCGUAAGUGGGGGAGAUGGAGAUUUUAUUGCCGGCGGCGUCUUCUUAUCUAUCCAAUUCCGGGUGGUUGUUUGAAGAAACGAUGAGCUUCACCAAAUGGACCCCUGCGGAGAACAAGGCAUUCGAGAAUGCUCUUGCUCUCUACGACAAGGACACGCCGGACCGGUGGAAGAAGGUGGCGGAAAUGGUUCCCGGGAAGACGGUGUCGGAUGUGAUGAGGCAAUACAAAGAAUUGGAAGAUGAUAUUAGUAGCAUAGAGGCUGGGCUUAUGGAUUUGAUUCCUUUUCCGGCGAAUACCACUAGGUCUGCUUCUGUUUCUGCUUCGGCUUUUACAUUGGAAUGGGGAUGUAGCCAUCCUUUUGAUGCUCAAAAGCAAUGUUUCGCGGCCGGAGGGAAGCGACCCCCGGCGAAUCGGCUGCCGGAGCAAGAACGGAAAAAGGGUAUUCCCUGGACUGAGGAAGAACACAAGUUGUUUCUGAUGGGCUUAAAGAAGUAUGGAAAAGGUGACUGGAGAAACAUUUCUCGCAAUUUUGUGAUCACCAGAACCCCAACCCAAGUCGCUAGCCAUGCCCAGAAGUUCUUCAUUCGCCAGCAUUCCGGUGGAAAAGACAAGAGGAGAGCCAGCAUUCAUGACAUAACCACCGUGAACCUCAACGAGAACCAGACGCCUUCCCCCGACACUAAGAAUCCUCCCGGUUCAACAGACCAGCCCGUCGUGGUCUCCAGGCACCAAAAAAUGCCCUUUCACUGGGAUCACCUCGGGCUUAAUUCAGCUCAGGCCAAUUUGUUCAUGUCCCCUCCUUAUGGACUAGAUUCUUCAUAUGGGAUGAAUAAAAUGCAAAGCCUGGGCAUUCAAAGAGCUGCUGCUAUGCAUCAUGAGUCUUCUUACUUUGGAUCUCAGAUUAUGCCCUUUCAGAUUCAAUCCGCUGCGCCUCAGUAUUAUCAUGCUUGAGAUUUGCAUUCUAGAAAACCGGGAAUAGCAAACACAAAUACCGCUUCGUUUCAAUUUACUAAUCUAGCUAGCUCUGUUUCUGCUCUUCGAUUCUCCUGUGAAUAUGGUUUUUGACUUUUUGGCCUUUUGAUUUAGUCUUUCACUAAAGUUUAUGUUCCUAGGGAGUCCAUAAUUCUGGAAAUGGUUUGUCAAGAAAGCUUCAGUUAUGAUUGGAACAAUGUAAUUCCAGGCUCACUUUCUAUAGAGUUGAGAUUCAAGAUUUUCAGGGGCAAUCAUCAAUCUUGGCUAGACCCAAAUCUGAUAAGAAAUGGGAGAGUCUUAUGAUGUCUGAAAUCUUGCCAAUUGUGCUUAAAUUUACACACAGAUUCUUCUGUUAUAUAUAUCUACUUGGGUGUUUACAACA
Messenger RNA from Ipomoea nil (Japanese morning glory), 2125 nucleotides. RefSeq names its product transcription factor DIVARICATA-like. The record is from RefSeq and is a predicted model, not a curated record. The transcript is spliced from 2 exons. The coding region runs from base 787 to 1722 and encodes 311 amino acids. Lineage: Eukaryota; Viridiplantae; Streptophyta; Magnoliopsida; Solanales; Convolvulaceae. Gene Ontology annotation, molecular function: DNA binding.